AUGUCUGCGGAGGAUAGCUUUACUGAAGUAUCCACUUAUUCUACUACUACUACUACUACUACUACUACUACUACUCACACUACUACUACUACUACUACUACUACUACUACUACUACUACUACUACUACUACUACUACUACUACUACUACUACUACUACUACUACUACUACUACUACUACUACUACUACUACUACUACUACUACUACUACUACUACUACUACUACUACUACUACUACUACUACUACUACCUUUAUCAGUAUUAUGCAACUCGUUUUGAUUAUGUUUUGGCCGAUUGCAGUUAAAUAA
This is a messenger RNA of Heterobilharzia americana, 306 nucleotides long. The record is from the annotation of a GenBank genome assembly. Lineage: Eukaryota; Metazoa; Platyhelminthes; Trematoda; Strigeidida; Schistosomatidae.